Messenger RNA from Helobdella robusta, 456 nucleotides. RefSeq lists its product as hypothetical. The record is from RefSeq and is a predicted model, not a curated record. The annotation marks the transcript as partial. The transcript has 4 exons. Gene Ontology annotation, molecular function: serine-type endopeptidase inhibitor activity. Lineage: Eukaryota; Metazoa; Annelida; Clitellata; Rhynchobdellida; Glossiphoniidae.
UGCAAACCUCUGGCUUGCAACCUCUACUGCAAAAAUGGACACGUAAAAGAUAACAGUGGUUGCGAUACAUGUGUUUGCAGCCCAGGUAUUAAUAACACUCCAACACCAACAGUAUGUAGCCCAAUUGAGUGUACUAGUAACUGCGACUAUGGUUAUCAGGACGAUGGAAACGGUUGCCCUACCUGUGAGUGCAAGGAUCUGCCCAAUUUGACGGUAGGAUGCAGUAACGUAAUGUGUAUGAUGUUCUGCGAGUUUGGCUUCAAGAAGGAUGCAAAUGGUUGCGAUGUUUGUAAAUGUAACGAAUCUCCAGCUAUUCCAUACACAUCCAUGCCAGGAUGCAGUAACGUAAUGUGUAUGAUGUUCUGCGAGUUUGGCUUCAAGAAGGAUGCAAAUGGUUGCGAUGUUUGUAAAUGUAACGAAUCUCCAGCUAUUCCAUACACAUCCAUGCCAGGUUAA